UGUCCAAAAUUAGUCGUAGUCUGGCGCUUGCACACAGCAGACGCUCUUAAUCAGAUAUAUCCAAGUAUAACCAAGUAUUAGCCACCAAAGGAGCAAUCAUGUCGGCGGAGGGUGAAUCGAAGUUUGGCUUCAAGGACAUGGAGAAGGCGCUGGAAACGCUGAAGUUGCUGGAGAGCCACGACAUGCAGUACCGCAAGUUGACUGUGCGUGGAUUGCUCGGCAGGGCAAAGCGAGUUCUAUCAAUGACCAAAGCGGAGGAGAAGCUGAAGAACAUCAACGAGGCCAUCGGAGUCUUUGAGAAGUGGCUGGAGGAGAACGGCGGCGGCGCAUCGAGCAAGAAUGUCAAGACCGACAGCGAGGACAAGGUGGAGACGGUGCCAGGACUCGGCUUCAAGGACAAGGCGGCUGCGGAGGCCACGCUGAGCAUUUUGGCGGAGCGUGACCCGGAUUACCAGAGGUUGGCCAUCAAGGGUUUGAUUGGCAGCUCCAAACGCGUGCUUUCCGGAACCAAGAACGAGGACAAGAUCAAGGCGAUCAAAGAGGGCGUCCAAGUGCUGGAGGAUUUCCUGGAGAAGUUCGAGGCUGAAAACAAGAUCAAAGACAAUCGUGCCUAUUUGCCACUCGCAGUUGUGGACAAGCUGCCGGAGUCCAAGGAUGAACUGGCCAGCGAGUUCCUGGAAGCCUACGGAGGAUCCAAGGCCAAGGGAAACUACAAGCACCUGCGGACCAUGUUCCCCAAGGCGGAUGACAAGACCAGUUGGGACAUCGUCCGCAAUCGCCAGUUGGCCAAGUUGCUGGAGCAGAUCAAGAGCGAGGAGGCCAAGCUCUUCGACGCGGAGUCCGGAGCACCCACCGAUCUCCACCUGCAGUUGAUCCACUGGGCGUACAGUCCGCAGCCGGAUAAGCUGAAACAAUACAUCGAAAAGCUGGCCAAGAAGACCCCGGAGAAGCGGAAACAGGAGAGCAGCAGCAGUGCCAACAGCUCCAGUAGUUCUGCCCAGGAUUCCGAUGAGGAGGACAAGCCCAAGAAGAAAAAGAAGAAGGAGGAGUGAGGAACUUUCUAUUAAAACAACAUUGCUGCCAUUUGAUUAACGAACAGAAACGGUUCAUUUAGUCCUGUCUUCGCUUUCAAAUCAAAUCUAAUUUGACAUUAAAGGAUUAUAUUUAAUCAAUAGUCCAAAUUAAAUCUGCUUUGAGAACGGAGACAGUGCUAAUAGUUUAUUUAAGUAACUCAACCUCAACGCAGACUACGAUUAAUGGUGGACACAUAGUUGUUUUCAGAUCCUCCUCUAUAUACACAGAUAAAUGUAUGUGUUACAUAGGCGUGUAGGCUAUAUGUAAAUAUCGUAUAUAACUAUUCGUUUAUGUCGUUCUGAUGAGCCUCGUUCUUGGGAUCAAUAAAUAUGUUUGGUAAAGUCAGGCAAAUAAACAAGAGAAGGGCACGGAAACUUAAAAUGUUUGACAAUCUAAUUAUGAACAAAUAAAACAGUAUGAAAACAUCUUGUUGAACUUC
Molecule: messenger RNA, 1513 nt
Organism: Drosophila ficusphila
Lineage: Eukaryota; Metazoa; Arthropoda; Insecta; Diptera; Drosophilidae
Gene: Ude
Exons: 3
Coding region: 99-1052 (317 amino acids)
Source: RefSeq, a predicted model, not a curated record